This is a messenger RNA of Panicum virgatum (switchgrass), 3118 nucleotides long. Its product is annotated as probable LRR receptor-like serine/threonine-protein kinase At3g47570. The record is from RefSeq and is a predicted model, not a curated record. Gene Ontology annotation, biological process: protein phosphorylation; hormone-mediated signaling pathway. Gene Ontology annotation, cellular component: plasma membrane. The transcript has 2 exons. NCBI's taxonomy places the organism in Eukaryota, Viridiplantae, Streptophyta, Magnoliopsida, Poales, Poaceae. Bases 134 to 2968 code for a protein of 944 amino acids. Gene Ontology annotation, molecular function: ATP binding; protein kinase activity; protein binding.
CUCUUUCCUCUUUGUCCUCGACCUAGCAAACACGGGCCUUACCGGCUCCAUUCCUCUUAAUCUUGGGAGGCUGCGUAGGCUAAGGUACCUUGGUCUUCGCGACAACAAUCUAUCAGGCUCCAUCCCCUCUACAAUGGGAAAUCUCACCAGUCUCCAUGUUCUUGAGCUGACGAAUAACAGCAUCUCAGGUGGGAUCCCUGUCGAAUUACAGGGUUUGCGAAACCUUCGGUACAUAAACUUUCAAACGAAUUCGUUGAGUGGUUCCAUACCGUUGGAUUUAUUCAAUAACACACCAUGGUUGAUCGAGCUGAACCUUGGCAACAACAGCUUGUCAGGGACGAUACCAAACAGUAUUGGCUACCUGCCUGUGCUUCAAUCUCUUGUCAUGGAAUUUAACCAACUGUCUGGGCUGGUACCCCAAGCCAUCUUCAACAUGUCUAUGCUGCAAGAGAUGUAUCUUGAGGGUAACCAUCUUAUAGGACCUAUCCCUAGCAACGAAAGCUUUAGCCUCCCCAUGGUUCAAACCAUCUCCCUGUCCUUGAAUCGUUUCACGGGCGAGAUUCCAAUUCGACUUUCUGAAUGCCAAAAUCUCGAGAAACUUGGUCUAUCUAAGAAUUUCUUUGAGGGUAUAGUACCUACAUGGCUGGCGAAAUUGCCUAGGCUUCAAUUGAUAUACUUGGGCAUAAACAAACUCAAUGGCCCUAUCCCAGCUGCUCUAAGCAAUCUAACCAAUCUCCUUGAACUAGACCUAUCGCUUAACAAUUUAACAGGAGGGAUUCCACCAGAACUAGGACAACUCAAUCAGCUCGCGUUAUUGGACCUCACACAAAAUCAAUUGACUGGGUCUUUUCCAUCGUUUGCUAGUAACUUGUCAGAAUUAUCUUAUCUUGUGUUGGAUCAAAAAAAUUUUACAGGUUUUGUGCCAUCGACUCUAGGUAGCACAGGGAAUCUUCUAUCUGUUUCUUUUUAUGAGAACUAUCUUGAAGGGAAUAUUAACUUCCUGUCCAGUCUUUCGAACUGUAGAGGACUCUACCAACUUUAUUUUGGGCAGAAUCAUUUCACUGGAGGAAUCCCAAAUUUUAUUGGAAAUCUCUCUGAUCACCUAGAAGUUUUCUUAGCAAACACCAACCAUUUAGUCGGUGAGGUUCCUUCUUCCAUAUCCAAUUUAAGCAUCCUCACUAUUAUCGACUUCUCAGAAAACCAACUUAGUAACGUUAUUCCCAAAACAAUCAAGAUGAUGGAUAAGUUGGUUAUUAUGUAUCUCUAUAGAAACCGCUUGUUUGGACCAAUCCCAGAACAGUUUGGAGUGCUUGGGAAUCUAGAAGCACUUGACCUCCAUGAUAAUCAACUCUCUGGCCCCAUACCACAUGAGCUCGGCAACCUAUCCAAGUUAAUAGCCCUUGAUCUAUUUCAAAACAUAUUAUCCUCAUCAAUACCGGUAAGCUUAUUCCAUCUUGUGGGCCUUAUACAGAUUGACCUAUAUCAAAACUACUUGAACGGUGCACUACCAGAUGAAAUAGAUAAGUUGUUACAGAUUACCUUCAUAGAUCUCUCUAGUAACCACUUUCUGGGUAGCCUCCCGGGUUCCUUUGGACAACUGCAAACACUAACAGACCUAAAUCUAUCACACAAUUUACUCAACCAUUCAAUUCCAAAUUCUUUUGCCAAUCUAACCAGCUUGAAGUCACUGGACCUAUCCUUACAUGAUCUAUCGGGUUCCAUUCCAGUGUAUUUGACUCGAUUUAAAGAUCUCACCACCUUGAACCUAUCAUUCAACAAACUAUAUGGUCAGAUACCAGAAGGGGGCAUCUUUACAAAUGUUACGCCUCAGUCUUCGAUGGGGAACUCGGCUUUGUGUGGUGCCUCCCAUUUAGGAUUUCUUCCAUGCCAAAGCAACUACCACUCAACUAAUAAUAGACACAUACUUAAAUUCUGGGCCAUCGGUAUCGUCACAUUUGUUGGGGUUGGAGUAAUGUGCUUAUACACGGUAAUCAGUAAAUGGAAGAAGCGAGAGAUGACAGUUUCUUCUUCUGGCAUGGUUGACAUGAACAGCCAUAUGUUAGUCUCGUACCAUGAGAUUGUUCGUGCCACGGAUAACUUCAGUGAAAGCAACCUGUUGGGUACUGGAACCUUUGGCAAAGUUUAUAAGGGCCAACUAAGUAACGACAUGGUGGUUGCAAUAAAAGUGUUAAAUAUGCAGCUAGAACAAGCUAUUAGAAGCUUUGAUGCCGAAUGUAAUGUGUUGCGCAUGGCUCGACACCGCAAUUUGAUAAGGAUAAUAAGCACUUGUUCAAACCUGGACUUCAAAGCGUUGAUUCUUGAGUACAUGCCCAACGGUAAUUUGGAAACUUACUUGCACACUGAGACUAGGCAGCGUUUGGGAAUCCUAAAGAGGCUGGACAUUCUGCUCGAUGUGUCAAUAGCAAUGGAGCAUCUACAUUAUGGGCACUGCGAGGUUGUCCUCCACCGUGACUUAAAGCCGAGCAAUGUGUUGCUGGAUGAAAACAUGACACCACGUGUCGCAGACUUUGGAAUUGCAAAGUUAUUAUUCGAUAAUGAGAACAGUGUAGCCUCUGCAAACACGCCAGGAACUAUAGGAUAUAUGGCACCAGAGUAUGGAUCCAAUGGAAGAGCAUCAAUGAAGAGUGAUGUGUUCAGCUACGGGAUCAUGCUUCUUGAGGUAUUCACGGGAAAGAAACCAACAGAUUCAAUGUUUGUGGGUGGAAUAAACAUUAGGCAUUGGGUUAAUCAAGCAUUUCCAGAAAGGCUUAUUAAUGUUGUGGAUGAGAAUUUACUGCAAGAUCUCCCUAAUCCCAUGGAUAAUUUCCUUGUGCCAAUAUUUGAGUUGGGUUUGCUAUGCUCGAAUGAUAUACCUGACCAAAGGCUGACGAUGAAAGAGGUGGUUGUGACACUGAACAAGAUAAAGGACUACAUUUGUUCUACAGCACAACAAGAUCCCAUGCCAUGAUACUGUUUAGAAAUAUUUGUAGAGCAAUGCGUACGCGUUAAAUAGUUCAGCAGCCCCUCUCCGAUAUUUUGUGAUCAGUGGAUGUAAGUGUUUGCUAGUUCUUGGACUCAUGGAGUCCCACUUGUCUUUGCAAUAACAUUUUAAUGCACA